ACUGCAGACUUCGUGGGGCCCCAGCAGCAGACAGCCCAAGAACCCAGUUCUCGCGAAACCAGGACCCGAGCUGAAGGGCAGGAUUUGCCCCAGGCCCGCGGGGCCCCUCGCCCACGGCCGAGGGGGUGGGGCGGCCUCGCCUCAGGCCGCUGCUUUUCGCCCUCCGUUGGCCGCCAGAGGCUCCCUCUCUCUCCCUCUCCUGGGAUUUUGCUGCCGGGCUCCCUCUCUCUGCGGCCCUAGAGUUAAUCCCAUCAGCCGAGAUGAACCUCUAGUUUUGCUUUGAAAAAGCCAUUUUGUGUAACUCUUGACUGAAUAAUUUCCUAAUACACCUGUUGGGAAGAUCACUGACACAGUAUGCCAUUUGAGAGGUACUUUUUCUUGACCAGAUACUGGUGAUUAGAGAAGAGAGGUGUUUUGUUUUUUUGGUUUUUUUGUUUUUCCUGAUCAUUAUGAACAUUGGCUUUUCACCCCUGAAGUAAAAAUGUUGAAAACCGAGUCUUCAGGUGAACGUACCACUCUCAGAAGUGCCUCUCCUCACAGGAAUGCAUAUAGAACUGAGUUCCAGGCACUGAAAAGUACCUUUGACAAACCCAAGUCAGAUGGGGAACAAAAAACAAAAGAAGGUGAGGGCUCCCAGCAGAGCAGGGGAAGGAAAUAUGGCUCCAAUGUCAACAGAAUUAAAAAUCUAUUUAUGCAGAUGGGUAUGGAACCCAGUGAGAAUGCUGCAGUCAUUGCCAAAACCAGGGGGAAAGGUGGACCUUCAUCCCCUCAGAGGCGAAUGAAGCCCAAAGAAUUUCUGGAAAAAACAGAUGGCUCAGUUGUUAAGUUGGAGUCCUCUGUUUCAGAACGAAUUAGUAGAUUUGACACAAUGUACGAUGGCCCUUCAUAUUCUAAGUUCACAGAAACUCGCAAGAUGUUUGAGAGAAGUGUGCAUGAGUCAGGACAGAACAACCGCUAUUCCCCAAAGAAGGAGAAAACUGGAGGGAGUGAACCUCAGGAUGAAUGGGGUGGUUCUAAGUCCAACAGAGGCAGUACUGACUCCUUGGACAGCCUUAGCUCCCGGACAGAGGCUGUCUCCCCAACUGUGAGUCAACUGGGUGCAGUAUUGGAGAACACCGAUUCCCCCAGUGCCAUCAUUUCUGAGAAGGCUGAGAACAGUGAAUACUCAGUGACUGGGCAUUAUCCCCUGAAUUUACCAUCUGUUACUGUUACAAAUCUUGACACCUUCGGGCACCUGAAGGAUUCUAAUUCUUGGUCUCCUCCAAGCAAACACAGUGACGAUGCAGAGGAUGCUCAGAAGAGUCAUACAACUCCGGUACUAGAAGUGGCUUCGAAAAGUACCUCUGUAGCUUCAGUGCCCACUGGAGAGGCACAGCAGAGCAAGGAAGCCGAGGAGGACUCCACAUCUAACCAAGAGACUGCUGACAGAACUGACAGAGACAUUCCUGAAGAACCUUGUGCUGAAAACAAGGCAGUUACAGAGUCUGAAAUCCCUUCACCACAAAACGAACCUUCAGAAGACGCAGAAGCUCAUUUGGUUGGGAGUGAGGCAGCAAUGCAACAGAAGAAAGAACUUGCAGGUGGUGAUUUUACCUCUGCUGAUGCUUCUGGAUUCAGUUGUGGAAAGGAGGUAUUCGAAGAUUCAAAUAAUUUUGGGAGCUCCCAUGUUUACAUGCACAGUGACUAUAAUAUAUACAGGGUGAGAUCCAGGUAUAACUCAGACUGGGGAGAAACAGGCACCGAACAGGAUGAGCAGGAAGAUAGUGAUGAGAACAGUUACUCUCAACCUGACAUGGAAUACUCAGAAAUCGUUGGACUGCCAGAAGAAGAAGACAUCCCGGCAAAUAGGAAAAUUAAGUUUAGUAGUGCUCCAAUUAAGGUCUUCAGCACAUACUCCAAUGAAGACUAUGACAGGAGAAAUGAUGAAGUUGACCCUGUGGCUGCUUCAGCCGAGUAUGAACUUGAAAAGCGUGUAGAAAAGCUGGAACUUUUCCCAGUGGAACUAGAGAAAGAUGAGGAUGGACUUGGUAUAAGUAUUAUUGGAAUGGGUGUUGGAGCAGAUGCUGGACUUGAAAAGCUGGGAAUAUUUGUCAAGACAGUGACGGAAGGUGGUGCUGCUCAGCGAGAUGGCAGAAUACAAGUCAAUGACCAGAUUGUGGAAGUGGAUGGAAUCAGCUUGGUGGGUGUCACACAGAAUUUUGCUGCAACAGUUCUCAGAAAUACCAAGGGCAAUGUCAGAUUUGUUAUUGGGCGAGAAAAACCAGGACAAGUGAGUGAGGUUGCCCAGUUGAUAAGCCAGACGCUGGAACAAGAAAGGCGCCAGAGAGAGCUGCUUGAACAGCACUAUGCCCAGUAUGAUGCCGAUGAUGAUGAGAACACUGUGGCUGAAUUGCAAGGAGUGUCUGGCAACUGCAAUAACAAUAACAACUAUUUCCUUAAGACAGGAGAAUAUGCCACAGAUGAAGAGGAGGAUGAGGUAGGACCUGUUCUUCCUGGCAGUGACAUCGCCAUUGAAGUCUUCGAGCUGCCUGAGAAUGAGGACAUGUUUUCCCCGUCAGACCUGGACACAAGCAAGCUCAGUCACAAGUUCAAAGAGUUGCAAAUCAAACAUGCAGUUACAGAAGCAGAGAUUCAAAAAUUGAAGACCAAGCUGCAAGCAGCAGAAAAUGAGAAAGUGAGGUGGGAACUAGAAAAAACCCAACUCCAGCAGAAUAUAGAAGAGAAUAAAGAAAGAAUGUUGAAGUUGGAGAGCUACUGGAUUGAGGCUCAAACGUUAUGCCACACGGUGAACGAGCACCUCAAAGAGACUCAAAGCCAGUAUCAGGCCUUGGAAAAGAAGUACAAUAAGGCAAAGAAACUGAUCAAGGAUUUUCAACAAAAAGAACUUGAUUUCAUCAAAAGACAGGAAGCAGAAAGAAAGAAAAUAGAAGAUUUGGAAAAAGCUCAUCUUGUGGAAGUUCAAGGCCUGCAAGUACGGAUUAGAGAUUUGGAAGCUGAGGUGUUCAGGCUACUGAAGCAAAAUGGGACUCAAGUUAACAAUAACAACAACAUCUUUGAGAGAAGAACAUCUCUUAGUGAGGUCUCUAAAGGAGAUACCUUGGAGAACUUGGAUGUCAAGCAGACAUCUUGUCAAGAUGGCCUAAGUCAAGACUUUAAUGAAGCAGUCCCAGAGACAGAACGCCUGGAUUCAAAAGCGCUGAAAACCCGGGCCCAGCUUUCCAUGAAGAACAGACGCCAGAGGCCCUCUAGGACAAGACUCUAUGAUAGUGUCAGUUCAACAGAUGGAGAAGACAGUCUGGAGCGAAAGCCUUCAAACAGUUUCUAUAACCACAUGCACAUUACCAAAUCACUUCUGCCCAAGGGUUUGAGAACUUCUCCAGAAUCAGAUUCUGGUGCUUCAUCCCUCACUCCAGUGGCUGGCAGUGUGCCCUUCUCGUCUGACCACAUAGCUGAAUUUCAAGAGGGACCCCUGCACCCAGAAAGGGAGCCUUCCUCCUCUACUGGGGGAGACACGUCAUUCUCCUCUCCUUCAAAAUCUGAUCAUGAUAUGGAAGAAUCUCCUUGCCACCAUCAAGCCACCACCAAGAAAAUACUACAAGAAAAAGAUGGUGCCAAAGGUCCCAGAUCACUGAGGGCAUCAAGUUUGUUGGUGGUGCGAGGAGGAAAAUUUAAGCGGAAGUUUGUGGAUCUGGGGGCGCCUUUGCGAAGGAAUUCCAACAAGGGAAAGAAAUGGAAAGAAAAAGAGAAAGAAGCCAGUAGGUUUUCUCCAGGUAGCAGGAUCUUCAGCGGCAGGCUGGAACACUGGAAACCGAAGCUGUCCUCCACUGCUCAGGCCUCCACGCCGUCAGCGGGCCUGCCUUUCUCGUGGUUUAACGAAAGCCGGAAAGGAUCCUAUUCCUUCAGGAACCUGCCUGCAUCUGCAAGUCCCCUUCAGCCUUCUCCUGAAACUCUAAUUUCAGAUAAAAAGGGGUCUAAGAAUUUUACCUUCAAUGAUGACUUCAGUCCCAGCAGUACCAGUUCAGCAGACCUGAGCGGCCUGGGAGCAGAACCCAAAACACCUGGGCUCUCUCAGUCCUUGGUGCUCUCAUCAGAUGAGAGCCUGGAUAUGAUAGAUGAUGAGAUUCUUGAUGACGGACAGUCUCCCAAACACAGUCAGUGUCUGAAUCGGGCCGUUCAUGAAUGGAGCGUGCAGCAGGUUUCUCACUGGCUAAUGAGCCUAAAUCUGGAGCAGUAUGUCUCUGAAUUCAGUGCCCAAAACAUCACUGGAGAGCAACUCCUGCAGUUGGAUGGAAAUAAACUUAAGGCUCUUGGCAUGACAUCAUCCCAGGACCGAGCAGUGGUCAAAAAAAGACUCAAAGAAAUGAAAGUGUCUCUAGAGAAGGCUCGGAAGGCCCAAGAGAAAAUAGAAAAACAAAGAGAAAAGCUGAGGAGGAAGGAACAAGAGCAAAUGCAGAGGAAGUCUAAAAAGACGGAGAAGAUGGCAGCUGCCACAGAGGGUGCUGGUGAGCAGUGACACACACAGAGAAGUUUCCACCUC
This is a messenger RNA of Balaenoptera musculus (blue whale), 4537 nucleotides long. It is a transcript of the gene PPP1R9A, whose product is annotated as protein phosphatase 1 regulatory subunit 9A. NCBI's taxonomy places the organism in Eukaryota, Metazoa, Chordata, Mammalia, Artiodactyla, Balaenopteridae. Gene Ontology annotation, molecular function: actin filament binding. Gene Ontology annotation, biological process: calcium-mediated signaling; actin filament organization; neuron projection development. The record is from RefSeq and is a predicted model, not a curated record. The transcript has 21 exons. Bases 482 to 4513 code for a protein of 1343 amino acids. Gene Ontology annotation, cellular component: cytoplasm; dendrite; actin cytoskeleton.